GCUUUUUUAUGUUCUUUGCGGAGGGAAAAUUGUUUAGCGGAUUCGGUUCAUCACUUCCCCUUUUCGGGUGCGAGAUCAGACUGCCCCACGCCGACCCGAACAUGGCAGAAAUUGAAACCCUGGGUAUCCUCGACGAGAUACAGUCCCUCGUCUCGGAUAAGCUUCAAGUGGUGUCAUACAAAUGGCUGAGUCGAAAUUUUUUGGUGUCCUCAAACGACGCAAAAAGGCUGCUUCAGGAUUUUGUUGAGAAGCGUGGGACCGGAGUAGAGGUAGUUUAUACUUUGUCUGGCUGGUUGAAAACUGAUCCUUCGGUUUAUCAUAUCAGGCUUGUGUCCAAGCCUAAACUUACAGAAGUAAAGCAAGAAUUUGAUGAGAAUUGCUCAGUUCAAAUCUAUAGCGUGCAAGCUUGCUUACCAAAAGACCCAGCAGUCCUUUGGAAUGCUGAAUUUGUCCAAGCAGAAGAGCUCUUUAAGCAGCCCCAUGAAGUUGAUAAUUGUCUGCGAGAUAACAGAUUUUGUGGAGUACUAAAUUCCUUUGUCAAGAGAAAUGCUGAAGAAGCAAAUGGAACCACAAGUGUGCUACCAGUGAAAACUACCGGGACCUCAGGGUCAUCUGGAUACACCUUGGCCAACCAGAGUCCAACAAUUCCACAACCGCAGCAGAAAAAGGUUCAGGGAUCAAGCCCUAAUGUCACAUUGCAAUCCCCAAAUGUGGUCAAAGAUGUUAAAAAUGAGAGUAAGCCUGCUGAGAACAAACUGAAAGUUCCUCAAUUGGCUGUUAAUACAAAAAAGGUAGAGACUGAUAAGAACUCUUCUGGAACCGGAGGUGCAUUGGCUAAUAUGUGGGGUCGUGCAUCUGCAAAGUCCAAAGCUGAGUGCGCCUCUGCAAAAACUAAUGGCAUAUCAAAUUCUGCAGCAAUUGCAGAUGCACAAAUAUGUGCUCGUGAAGAAAUAGAGCAUGAAAGCAGUGAUGAUGAAGGUCAAGGUGUCAACGUCAAGCGGUCGUACAAUGGCGAAGUUGGUCGGAAGAGGAGGGUUGUUUUUGACUUCUCAGACGAAGAAGACGAAUUCAAAGAUGCUGUCAAUCUAGCAUCCCCAGAUCCUCCAAAGAAGAAAUCAAUGCUGGAUUCAAAACGAAGCUCUUAUUCUUCAGACAUUGAGAAGAGCAAGUUGAAUUUUGAGGAAGAGAAAGAAGAUAAACCAAAUUUCAAGCAUAGAAAAGAAACCGACAGAAAAUCAAAGGAAGAGAAUCUAGCGUUCGGCAACCACAACAACAUGAACUCUUCUUCUUCGGAGAAGGUUAUAAACCAUGUGCCUGCUGUUGACACAAUUGUGAAGGAUAAAACAAGGGAUGCUGCUCCAAAUUCACGUAAAAGGAAAAAAGUACUAAAAACAAGGAUUGAUGAGCGUGGAAGAGAAGUAACUGAGGUUGUUUGGGAGGGUGAGGAGGAGACAAAGCCUGAGAGUGACACAACAAAGAAGGCUGACAACAUUCCAGCCAGCAACAAUUCUAACAGACCAUCUGCUGUUAAGAAGUCACCAGCUGUAACUGCUAAUGCUCCAUUAAACCAAGUUGGCAAAACGGGAAGUAAGAAAGCAGGGAACAAGGAUCCUAAACAAGGGAAUAUUCUGUCUUUUUUCAAGAGGGUUUAAGGAGAUUGCUAUAGAAACUGCUGCAAUUGUCUGGUUCUUUGCGUUAUGCUCCAAUGUUGAUAAAAUCAUGGCGUUUGUCGUGCUCGUGCAUGCUUUCUUGUCAGGAUAAUCCUUUGUUCAUGGUUUUCUCUUCAAAUGUUUGUAUAGUUCUGCUACCUCUUCUUGGCUGUGCUUAGACUUCAUAAGAAUAGUUUCUUGAUUAGUUGAUAGGAACUUUAACCCAUCUUGGUGAACAAUGAGAUUUUCAGUUUUCAAAGCUAAUCAGGAAAGACAGUUAGGAGUUUGGUGGCUUA
Molecule: messenger RNA, 1945 nt
Organism: Coffea eugenioides
Lineage: Eukaryota; Viridiplantae; Streptophyta; Magnoliopsida; Gentianales; Rubiaceae
Product: DNA polymerase delta subunit 3
Exons: 8
Coding region: 9-1652 (547 amino acids)
Biological process (GO): DNA replication; DNA strand elongation involved in DNA replication; nucleotide-excision repair, DNA gap filling
Cellular component (GO): delta DNA polymerase complex; nucleus
Molecular function (GO): DNA-directed DNA polymerase activity
Source: RefSeq, a predicted model, not a curated record